AAGUCUAUUUUGGCAAAGGAAACCAGCGAUUCUUCCAUAUAUAGGUCCCUAACAUUCAGUUGAAGCAGAGGAGGAAGAUUUCUGAAGAGCACAGCACCCUGAACGGGCAGCCUUUCAGAACAGCUGAGACGUGAUCAACACUCAUGAGUGCGACCACAAAGAACUCCUUGGAGAGCAGCUUACGGCAACUAAAAUGCCAUUUCACCUGGAACUUGGUAGACGGAGAAAAUUCCUUCGAUGAUUUUGAAGACAGAGUGUGUAACCAGAUUGAGUUUCAGAACAGCGAAUUCAGAGUCACAAUGUGCAACCUACUGGCCUACAUAAAACACCGCAGAGGCCAGCAUGAGGCAGCCCUGCGAUGCCUACGGCAAGCUGAGGAGUUCAUCCAGCGAGAGCACGCUGACCAGGUGGAGAUCAGAAGCCUGGUCACCUGGGGAAACUAUGCCUGGGUCUACUACCACCUGGGAAGAUUCUCAGAAGCUCAGGUGUAUGUAGACAAGGUGAAACAAGUAUGCCAGAAGUUUUCCAGCCCCUACAGAAUUGAGAGUCCUGAGAUGGAUUGUGAAGAAGGGUGGACACGGUUAAAGUGUGGAGGAAACCAAAAUGAAAGGGCCAAGGUGUGUUUUGAGAAGGCUCUGGAAAAGAACCCCAAGAACCCAGAAUUCACCUCUGGACUGGCCAUCGCUAGCUACUGUCUAGAUAACUGGCCACUGUCUCAGAAUCCCGUUGACCCUCUAAGGCAAGCCAUCCAGCUGAAUCCUGACAACCAGUAUGUCAAGGUCCUCCUGGCUCUGAAACUUCAAAAGAUGAACGAAGAAGGUGAAGGAGAGAGGUUAGUUGAAGAAGCUUUGGAGAAAGCCCCAGCGGCAACAGACGUGCUUUGCGGGGCAGCAAAGCUGUAUCGGAGAAAAGGUGACCUGGACCAAGCUAUUGAACUCCUGAGAAAGGCUCUAAAAUACAUGCCAGACAAUACCUACCUACAUUACCAUAUUGGGUGCUACUAUAGGGCCAAAGUCCUCGAGGUAGAGAAAAUGUGUGGGGAAAGAGAGAAGUUACAGGAGCUAGUAGGACAUGCCCUAGAUCAUUUAAAGAGAGCUGAAGAGAGCAAUGGAAAUUUCUCCCAUAUCUGCUCCUAUAUCGCCUGCCUCCAUUCACAAGCCGGUCAGUAUGAAAAAGCAGAGUAUUACUUUCAAAAAGAAUUCAGGAAAGAGCUUCCUCCUUUAACCAAACAAGUGUUCCAUCUACGAUAUGGCAACUUUCAGCUGUAUCAAAUGAAGUGUGAAGACAAGGCCAUCCACCACUUUAUAGAGGGUGUGAAAAUAAACCAGGAAUCAAAGGCGAGAGAAAAAAUGAAAAACAAACUGCAAAAAUUUGCCAAAAUCAAGCUCUCAAAAAAUGGAGCAGAUCUUAAAGCUUUGCAUCUCUUGGCGUUUCUUCAGGAGCUGAAUGGAGAAAUGCAGCCAGCAGAAGAAAACUCUAAGAGGGGUUUAGACUCUGGAAACCUCAUGCCUUUAGCAUCUUUAGCUGAGGAAUGAGGAAUCAGAAUGUGGUGCCCAUAGGGCUACUGGUGGGAGGGAGCUGAAACCCCUCCACCAAGUUGGUGUUCAAAAUAUUUAACCAACUAGUACAGCAUAGGCAUGGACUUAGACCCUUGCCGCAGUACUGGAUCAGGGUUAGGAAGUCUGCUGGGCAAGUGUUAACCCUUGAACUGCUCAGGGAGUUCUGGGAUGGGGACUAGAGUGGGGGUAGGUCCUGGGGCUCAGUAAAGAGGCUGUUUCCCGAUUGACCUCUUGGGAGCAGUUAGCACUGUGACAUUCCCUCUGUGGGGUGAUAUCUUGGAUUUGUUUCUAUGUUUCUAUCAAACAGUCAGAUACCUCACACCUGUAACACUGUGGUUCCUUUUAGCAGUGUUUUUCCAUCCUUGGAGUCAUUUUAGAUCCUGUACAGGUUGGCCCUGUGAUAUAGUUCAGUGCAGGCUGCCCCAAAAUAUGCCAAAGUGGCAUAUUGAUUAUUUUGAAUUUGUUACUUGAGAAAACAGCCAAUGAGAGUAGAACACUCUGACACUCCUCUGAAUGCAGGAAAUAAAUCUCCCUUGUGAAAGCUACCCUCACUGCACCAAGAGGCAGAGAGACAUCCUUGUCACCAGAGAUAGGGAAUUGAGGGCUGAGAAGGCUAUGUAAACCAGAUCUACCUAGACGCGCCACUAUUUAGUGCCCAAGCCCAAGCUUCUUUUCCUUGUCAGUUCCUCACAAAUUUUUUAUUUCUUUGUCUAAAAGGUAUAAAAGCUACCUGCUUUGGUCACUUCUUAGGCUGUAUCUAUGAGACCUCUGUAGGUAUGAAAUUAACUUAGAUUUUCUCCUGUUAAUUUGUCUUGUGUCAAUUUAGUAAUUAGAUUAGCCAGAAGAACCCCGAAUGGUAAGAGGAAAUUUCCACUCCUGGACACCCUGCAUAGACACGAAUGUGCUGUGUCCAUCUCAAGGCUGGGGGACCAAAGCCUAGAGAGGGCUAGGUGUCCUCUCUCUCUCUCUCCCUUCUGCCUUCUUCCCCCUCUUCCCCAGACAAGCCUCAGUCUAGGACUGUCUGUACUAACUCUAUACAACGAGUUCAAUUGUCCCAUUAACUGAAGGAGUUUUAAAAAAAAAGAGAACAAGAACAGGUCAAAUCUAGAAGGAAUAUAUCUAGAAGAAAUGGGGUGAUACAACCACAAUACAAGAGUUUCAGGAGGCACAAGGGGAGAUUUCGCCUCCUAUCUGCCCUCCCUGUAAUCAUAACACAGCAUGUGAAGGAUAAAAAAAGUAGAUUCUGUACAACAUGCUAGAAACCAAAAUAAUACUUUUCUUUAAAAUUUAUAUGCAAAAAUGUCUUACCAGUAGGGAUAGGGAAAGAGUAGGCAAAAGAGAAGGAGAGAAGAAUGCUGGCUUGUCAUUGUAGGUUAUAAUCAUAUAGAGAAAAUUUCAUUUUCUUAGCUACUAUUGGGAAAAUUUCUUUAUAACACAAAGACUUGCUUUAAUCAAAAAUGCUUUGAUGAACCCAGGUUCAAGAUAAUAGGAAAGCGGCCAGACAGAGGAAUUAUUUGGUGGUUAAGGACCUAGUGAAAAGUCUUGGGAAAUGGCAUCAGUAAUGAGGUCUUUCCCCCAUUAGAAAUACUGUGUAUUAGGUGAUAUAGAACUUCAUUUAGCCCUGAAAAUCUUCAGGGAAACCACUAAAGUCAUGGUAUGCUUGGGCAAUUGGGAUUUUCUAGGUAAAUACUGAAUGACCAGGGACAGACAUCAAUAUUGGUGUGAACCAAAAUAGUCAGCUGACCCAGCAUGAGACCAUCAGUCACCCUCUGGGCUGCAAAAUGAUUGCCUGUGGAAUUAAUUUACAUUUAAAUGGUGGUUAUCAAGGGCUGGGGUGGGGGGGGAUAGGAGAGAUGUUUAAGGGUAUAAACUUUCAACCGGUAGAUAAGUCUUGCAGGUUUAAUGCACAGUAUAGUGAAUAUUUUUUGUAUUA
Messenger RNA from Hippopotamus amphibius kiboko, 3492 nucleotides. RefSeq names its product interferon induced protein with tetratricopeptide repeats 2 (gene IFIT2). The transcript has 2 exons. Bases 144 to 1535 code for a protein of 463 amino acids. Lineage: Eukaryota; Metazoa; Chordata; Mammalia; Artiodactyla; Hippopotamidae. Gene Ontology annotation, biological process: defense response to virus. The record is from RefSeq and is a predicted model, not a curated record. Gene Ontology annotation, cellular component: cytosol. Gene Ontology annotation, molecular function: protein binding.